Messenger RNA from Epinephelus moara (kelp grouper), 4694 nucleotides. It is a transcript of the gene ppp1r3f, whose product is annotated as protein phosphatase 1 regulatory subunit 3A. Gene Ontology annotation, cellular component: protein phosphatase type 1 complex. NCBI's taxonomy places the organism in Eukaryota, Metazoa, Chordata, Actinopteri, Perciformes, Serranidae. Gene Ontology annotation, biological process: regulation of glycogen biosynthetic process. Gene Ontology annotation, molecular function: glycogen binding; protein phosphatase 1 binding. The record is from RefSeq and is a predicted model, not a curated record. The transcript is spliced from 4 exons. Bases 343 to 2259 code for a protein of 638 amino acids.
UUAUACCAAGUUUAAAGACACAUUUGGGGCAUGGAGAACCCUGUAGGUCAGAGCUAAAAUUAGAGGCUGCUCCUUCCGCGACAGCAGCCAAACUGCGAUGCAUAAAGUCAUGUAAACCGGGGGAUACACUAUCACAAGGGCUGGCAGUAAAAGUCAUGUAUUCCAUGGGUGACAUUUAACGCCACACGCUGACAGUGGAGGCUCUGUGCGUAACGCAGGGACAACGCUGGAUCUACACUGGGCACUGCUGCGCAAAUAAUGAGUAUUUGGUAGUGCGUUUUUGGAGACGCCAUAUGUACUCUCUUCAGCGCACAGCUUCCAUGAGUGUACACUUCUGCAAACAUGUCUUUUUUAUCCAUACCGAGACAAGAGGGCCUUUUCACCACGAUCAAAACCGGCAAAUCAGCAGACGCGGAGGCAGAGGGUAGAACCCCCAUGGACGACGAGGAGAAUUAUGAUGAUGAUGAUGAAGACGAUGACACCAACGUCCGCCUCAUCCCAAGAUGCUCCCCGGUGCCCAGAAAGCGAGGCCACUCCAUCCACGAUGAAACCGCCGAGUACAUGCGGAUCCAUCUGGCGCUGGCUGCCGGAAAGAGAGUGUCAUUCGCCGAUACAACAGGUGGGGAUCUGGUGGAUGUGAAGGAAUUCGUUGCCUUCGAUUCGGACGAGGAAGAGGGCAGCGCGAAGUGGGAGGAAGAGGAGGCAAAGUAUCGAAAGCCAGAGCGAAAGCCGACUUAUCAUGUGCACCCAGAGUUUAAUGCGCCCAGCGGCAGUGCCCUGCUGCAGGCUGUGCAGUCUACCAAAGUGGAGGUGGAGCAGAUCUCUCUUGUAGAGAAUGAGCCACUUGCUUUCACUGGGGUUAUACGAGUCCUCAACAUCUCCUUCAACAAAGCAGUGUACAUCAGAACCACCAUGGACAGCUGGGCCACCUACUUUGACCACCCAGCAGAGUAUGUCCAGGGGUCUCAUGAUGGAAACACUGAUCAGUUCUCCUUCAAGCUGUCUUUUGCACCACCUUACAUCUCACACGGCUCUCGCAUUGAGUUUGUUGUCCGCUAUGAAACCUCUGAUGGUGAUUACUGGGCCAAUAACUCCUCUAUGAAUUAUGUGGUAACUCUGCUUCUGUCCUACGAAGAUGAUUCAGCUCAGACAAACAACAACAAUCACCAAGUAAAAGGUAUCCUGAGACCUCCGAAAGCGUACAGUGCGCAGGAUAAUUUUGAUUCAGAGGAUGAGCUGGAAAAGGACAAAGCAGAAGAAGCAGUGACCUCCAGGUCAGGACUUGUCAGACCUACAGCUGUCUGCCCGGUCAUCGUACAUCCGGAGAUUGACAUAGAGAUUGCAGUUCACCCAUCUGGUCCCUGUGUCUCACCCAACCAAGAGCUUCCAUCUGUUGAUGGCGCACUGUCCGCUCACACUGUAUCCCCAGGUGAACAAUUCCCAUGUAUGUCUUCCGAAACCACGCUUCAAACUAAUUCGUCCUUUGUACUCUGUGCCAGCGAGUCGGUCCAGCCAAAUAAGUCACAGCCUUUACCCAGACACCACUGUGAAUUAGGAAACCAAACGUCAGAGCAGCCCAUAGACAGUAGUCCCUGUGCACUGCUGCCUGCCUCAACUCCCUCUCUACAGCAAGAGUCAAGCCCGAGAUCAGACAGCUCCCAGGCUGGCGGAGAGGAAAUCCCAUCCUCAGAGGCCUCGUGCAUGCAUCUUCCUACCACAGAGACGAGUCUGUGGCCAACAACGGGAGAGGAGGGAUCGACCGACAGCCCCCCCGGUCGUCCUCGUCUUGAACUGCCCGCUGAGUGCGUCUCUGCUCCCAGUGUGACUCAGGGCUUUGAGCAAGAGGUUGCAGUGGGAUUGAGUGAACUCGUUGCAGGAUUAUCAGAAGGUUCCACCAGGUCUGCAGCAAAUCACCAAGGCGGUACGCCUGCACUCUUGUCUCCUGUGGCAGAGAGUGAGGCAUCUCUGGGAGCAGAAGGUGAAGCUCCACCGUCACCUGAACUCACAGAGAGCCAAAACAUAGCUCUUCAGCCUGCCUCAGCCCGGAAGGAGAAGGAAGAUCCCCCCCAGAUUUCCCCAGACACAUUAUUAGAGAAUCUACCAAACACAUUGUCCGAGCUGCAGCCCGAGUAUGAUGUAAACAGGAUUCUGAUGCCACCUGUCAUCUUUCUGAGUGGAGUCGUCUCCCUCUCGAUAGCGAUGCAGGACCCCAGUGCCCUCUUCCUCAUCGGACUACUAUUGGUCUUACACCGUUUGUGAUUAUGCCACAAAAGCUUAUUCUGAUCUGUUCUCAAGUGAAGUGCCUUUUCAUGAUUCCAAAAUAAGCCAACAAGUUAAAAAAAAAAACACGGAUCUCCUGUUGAAGUUGUGUAUCACUGUGUGAGUUUAGAUGAGUAGAUAUUUUCAUUAAAAGAAAGGGUACAAUUUACAAGUGUUUCAAUGCAAAGUCCAAUGCAAGGAGAAAGUAAUUACACAAAUAUUAAACAUAUUUUCAUGCAUUUUGUCAAACAAGUGUUCGAUAUUAGAAUAGUAGUUAACUAUUACCCUAUUUCUACAUCAGCAUUGUGAUCACUCUAAAGCACAGCGUAUCGUUAGAGAUGUUUUGUAAGUGGUCUGAUAUUACUUUUUUCUUGUCAUGUGGAGAUAGUGUACGUGGUGUUAUAUUCUGAUUUAACAAUCAGUCCUAUAAUGCGCUUGUUUUUUGUUUUUCUUUCGUUGUUGUUGUGAGCGUAGCUAAGGUUGUUGUCUGACCCCACUGCCAUGACUGAACUUUUGUGAAUUCCAUGUGUUGGUAUGUCUUUAAUGAAGGACAGAAAACAUGACCACAGUGGGACACUAAGGAGACUUGUUAUACAAAUGGUAUUUUGUUUACAAAAUGCAAAAGCAACACGUGGUUAUGUGAAGUAUUUUUGCCUUAAUGCCCACAGUAAAAAUCAGUUUGAAAUAGAUGCUGCUUAAAGUGUGAUGUGUGCAGUGGCGCCCACAGAAAUUUUUCACAGGGGAGGCCAGAUGGGGACAUGGAAAAUCUUGGGGUGGCACAUUGAAACUAAAAGCCAUAACUGAAUUUCAGGAAUUCCUUUUUGCUUAGCCCAGUCGAAAACUAUGUCAGUAUGGAGAGGUAGGAAUCACAUAAUGAUAUACUUUGGUUUCUUAUUUUAUAGUUAAUAUUAGUAAUUAUUUGAUGUACGUAGACUAAAGCAGGAUUUAUACUUGUGCAUCAGCUCUAUGCAGACCCUAUGCCGUAGUCUACACAUGUGGCCUACGCUGUUGUGAGCAUUUGCACUUGUGCGGUGGUGUGUCUGAGUCACUCUGCAGUUACACCUCCAAAACACUAGUUGGCGGAGAAGUUUCUGUGAAGUGCUAUAAAGUUUAGUUGAUUCAAAACAUGUAUUAAACACACAUUAAACAUGGCUUAAUAGAGACAAUUUCAAUCACAAGUACACAAAUCAGCUUCACUAUAACUCGCAGCAUUCACAGACAAAGCAUUUGUCUUUAUCUGGACACAUUUUCCCCACAAAUACAACAUGCCAAUGUUUUUAGUACAAGCCUAUGGCAUUUUACAUUGUAUAAAUUAGCCUACCGGCUAGCAGACUUUUCUUCUACUCAUAUGAAGCCAGGAACAACAGCAACAUUUACACAGGUCACGUUACAAAAUUUGGUUCCAUUACAGCUCACCGACAAAACAACUGUUUUAUAUUGAAACGCGUUUUCCGAACAAAUAUAACAUGCUAACGUUAUUAGCACAAGCCUAUGGCAUUUUACAUUCUAUAAAUUAACCUAGCAAAUAGCAGAGAUUUCCUCUACUCAUAUAAAGCCAGGAUAAAUCACACACAAGACUUAAAUUGUUGUUUUGUGGAGGCUUUAUUGUCUUCACAUGGUUUUCAGCUUACAAAAAUAGACAGGUCUGCUUUGCCGCGACUUGUAGUUAUAUCUCUGGGGAGGUGCACAUCAGGCUAUGGUGUAGGGAACAGAGUAGGCUCUACGUCGACGCAGAGGACAACCAGAGGAAGAACUGGGCCUGGGAUAACAUUUCCAACAAACUACAAAUGACUGAUAAAUUGUCCAAAUAUGUAGAAACGUAGUAAUUUCAGUGAUUUCCAUUGUCUUGCUACAGUAUUGUGGACUGUAGUGGCAGUGGCCGCUUUUGAAAACACGCUUUUGGGGGAACACUUGUGCAGGUAGGCAGUUGUCAGGGCGGUUAGUGCGGGGCAGUGUUAAAGCAGCUUUAGGCGAUUUGUUUUUCUUUAUAUCAGCUGGUUGUCCUUUUUCUUAAGAAGACAAAUACACAACCUUAAUCUUAAGGAGUACAUAGAUUGUAAGGGACAAAACAUUUACUGGGAACAAGCCAUUUCAAAUUUAGGACUGCGCCACAACCUCUUAAAAACAGUAAUGUUGGCCCCCAAUUAUUUUCACAGCCAUGGCCCCCCUGGCCCCCCCGCUUAAGUGGCGCCACUGGAGAUGUGAAAGUGAUAUUUAUCAUUAGAGAACACCAGCCUCUUCACUAUUGCACAUUUCAUUUGAUAUGUCUUCCUGUUGAUUCUUGCUAGUAAACCCAUAUUGUUGUUGUUGCACAACACAAACAUUUUAUAGCACUACUGUGGCAGCCUCACAGACAGGCUGAGGCACUGAAUGACAUGUUUGAAGUGAUGAAAGUUUUUGCAGUGUAUUGCCAUUAAACGUGGUCCUAUAUCCUG